Messenger RNA from Colias croceus (clouded yellow), 1770 nucleotides. Its product is annotated as SET domain-containing protein 4. Lineage: Eukaryota; Metazoa; Arthropoda; Insecta; Lepidoptera; Pieridae. Gene Ontology annotation, molecular function: histone H3K36 methyltransferase activity; protein binding; histone H3K4 methyltransferase activity. The transcript has a single exon. The record is from RefSeq and is a predicted model, not a curated record. The coding region runs from base 382 to 1755 and encodes 457 amino acids. Gene Ontology annotation, biological process: peptidyl-lysine trimethylation; peptidyl-lysine dimethylation; peptidyl-lysine monomethylation.
AACUAUUUGACACUUGACAGUUAACGUAGGUUUCGUUCAAUGACAGGAACACGACAGGAAUGUUUCGACUUUCGUUAGCGUUAUUUUCUGUAGAGCGUUUAAUAAAUAAUUAAAACAAGUACCUACAUCCCAUUUUUGCCAUUUACCAACCAAAUUACAUCCCCGUUGAUCCCCGUUUAAUGAUACGUCCUAGUUCUAACUUCUAAUUUAUUCAUAGCAUCGAAUGAAGAAAAAAUAAUAUGAUGAGUUAUUAUUUUCUCAUUCUCUAAUGAUAAUAUGUAUGUUGUUAAUCGGUAAUCGGCAUAAAGAUUUCGAUGGAGUUUUAUUUUCACCAAAAAGGCAUUUUCAAGUGGAAGUUACUAAGAGUAAUUAACAGUAGUGAUGGGUAGAACUGGUCGUUGGAGAAAACAUAAACGAGAAUACAACUUCCAUACGUGCAACGAAAACAGGGAAGUGAUAUCAUUAAAUUCUUGGCUGGCACAAUGUGGCAUUCAGCGAAGUAAAAAUCUUAGUUUAGCAGUGUUCAAAGACAGCGAUCGUGGAGUGCUGACAAAGAAGAAAAUUAAGGCAGGAGAAGAAAUAGUUAAUCUACCUCUGAACCUCACUAUUAAUGUUACAACUUUGUUAAUUGAUGUAGAUUUUAAUAGUAUAUUUUUGGAUAAUGAUAAGCAAUGUUUAGUGGAAUAUAGGCAAUGUGUAACAUUUCAGUCGUUAUUAGCAUUUUAUUUACUGUUUAUAAAGUCGCAAGAUAGCAAUUCAAAGUGGCAUACCUAUUUAAGAAGUUUACCACAUACUUAUACAGUACCAUAUUUUUUGAAGCAAAAUGUACAGAAUUUUUUAAAUCCUGAAAUUUUAACAGUAAUUGAAAACCAAAAAAGUGUAAUAAAUGGAUCGUUUGAUAUUUUUGUGAACAUAUUGGUUAACACCAAAAGUACUAAGAAAAAUGUUCAAAAAUUUUCAAACUGUUUUACAAAAUCUAAUUAUGAAUGGGCAUAUUUUACCGUCAACACUAGAUGUGUUUACAUGGAUUUAUCAAAGUUGAUUAAUUUAACGAAUAAGGAAAAUACUAUUUUAUCCAUUAUAAAUGAUAACACCAGGAUCUCACUGUGUCCGUUCUUAGAUAUGAUAAAUCAUAGUGCCAAUUGUAUAAAUGAAACUAGACUAUUAGUCAAUAAGGAAAUAGAAAACAUACCUUUAGUCAAUUUAAAAGAGGAUAUAUUUUCAGAUGUGCGCUUUUCAAUAUACACUAAGAAUGACUUCCAAGCAUAUUCCCAAGUGUUUAUAUGUUACGGGGAUAGCUAUAAUUUGAAACUUAUUACUGAGUAUGGUUUUUAUUUACCUUCAAAUGAUUUGGAUUAUGUUGAAUUUGAAUUUGAAAAAAUUAAAUUAUUCUGCAGCUCUAGAGAUAUAAAGCUUUCACAAGAACAGUGUAAUUUUAUGUGCAAUCAUGGUCUCAAUAAGGAUUUGUAUAUCGAUGGAAGGGGUUUGAGUUUCAAUUUUUACGGUUUACUUUUAGUCGUUAAAUAUUUUUAUAAUGAAGAUGUUAAUGUGAGUAGGUUGUUGUAUUCUGCAGCUAUCUGUUCUUAUGAUAGAGUUUUAAUUGAUUUCAUCAAACCAUUUGUGAAAAAUAAAUUAGUUGAUAUGGAGUAUGCUUUAGAUAAAUUACAGAAUUUUGAUGAGUGUAAUAUACUCAAUAACUGUAUACAACUUAUGUGUCAAUAUGUUAGAAUUUUAGAAAAGUUUAUUAAAAGUUAGAUAUGUAAAUAGAAA